Messenger RNA from Symphalangus syndactylus (siamang), 3627 nucleotides. It is a transcript of the gene RPS21, whose product is annotated as ribosomal protein S21. Gene Ontology annotation, molecular function: structural constituent of ribosome. The record is from RefSeq and is a predicted model, not a curated record. Gene Ontology annotation, biological process: translation. Gene Ontology annotation, cellular component: ribosome. NCBI's taxonomy places the organism in Eukaryota, Metazoa, Chordata, Mammalia, Primates, Hylobatidae.
GAGUUUUGCUCUUGUUGCCCAGGCUGGAGUGCAAUCGCACCAUCUCGGCUCACUGCAACCUCUGCCUCCCAGGUUCAAGCAAUUCUCCUGCCUCAGCCUCCCGAGUCUGGCUGAGAUUACAGGUGCGCACCACCACACCUAGCUCAUUUUUGUAUUUUUACUAGAGAUGGGGUUUCACCAUGCUGGCCAGGCCGGUCUUGAACUCCUGAUCUCAGCUGAUCUAUCCACCUCAGCCUCCCAAAGUGCUGGGAUUACAAGCGUGAGCCACCGUGCCCAGCCCUGGAUCUUUUUUACUUCUCUGCUAAAGUUUUUUCACUAUAUGGAGGAUGUUAUGUAAAAACUGAUAAUAAUGGCCUUGUCUGCUAAUUCUAACAUCUGUCUUAGUUCUGGAACAAUUUCCAUUGAUUCUUUUUUUUUUUUUUUUUUUCCAUUACAGGCCAUAUUCUCCUGCUUCUUUAAAUGCCUGGCAGUCUUUGACUGGAUGACACAUAAUGUGACUUUUACCUUACUGGUGCUUGAUAUUACUGCAUUCCUGUGAAUAUUCUUCAGCUUUUUUUCUGGGAUGCAAUUAAAUUACUUGGAAGCAGUUUGAUCCUUUCAGGUCUUGCCUUUACGAUUUCUUAGGUGGGAGCCGGGAAACAUUCAGGGCAGGGAUAAUUAUUCCUCGUGACGGAGGAAGACCUUUCUGAGUACUCCAUCCAAUGUCUCGUGAUUUUGAGUUUGGAAAAGUUGAGGAAAGCAAGCACUAUUUCCAGUCCCGUGUGAGCACUGAGUAAUCUUUCUGGCUGUUUUUCACUCCAGCCUCUAGGAAAUGUACUGACAGUACUCUCCUGACCACUCAGGGAAGACCCUCUGCAGACCGCUGGAGUUCCUUCUGCUAUUCUGUUCUUUCUAAUCCUCUGGCUGCCCCUGUCUCUGGCUUUUCAGCUAGACAGAAUCUCUUAACCUCCCAGGCCUCGCUGGGCAACCCACACACAGACACAGGUGGAAAGGUCAGUUCUGCAGAUCUCCAACUGCAAACAUCAAGACAUCUCCGUACACAUGCUGAGGGUCUGGAAAGAGCACACAUCUCAGAGCCUGCAUGAACAGAGUCACCUUCCUGAAAGACAGCAGCCUCAGUGACCUCACUUCUGAUGCCUGGUUGCUGGAGUCAGUGGAAGCAACAGCAGACACGCUGCCCACAUGAACAUGUGGUUUCCAAGCCCAACAGAACUUGCAGCCUCAGUUCCAGCCAGGUCCAGAUGUUAAACCUUCCCACAGUCGGAAUGAAGUUGGCCUGACUCGGACAGUGCUGUGUCAGGGAUCCUUGGUGCCUUCACUUAAUCCUGCGUCCAGUAUGCCUACUGUGUGCAGCCCCACAGGAGCGCAGCUCCAGCUGCCUCAGGUGACAGGGAAGAUGCCAAACAGUUCCACAAAUCAGUGUCUAAUGACAAGCAGAUUGUCACGAGAAGAAAAGUGGGUUCUCUGAGAGCCCUUAACUGUAUAAGCUGACAUGGGCUUGGGUCAGCGAAAGAAUGUGAGAACUGAGACUUGGAGCUCAGUGUGGAGUAGGGCUGUCCAGGCAGAGGGGCAGUGCGGGCACCAGCUGUGUUUCCAGAGGCUCCUGUGGCUUAGCCUACGGGGCCGCUAUAGGAGAGGCAGGAUGUUUGUGGUCCUGAGCCUGUCCUGGUGGGGUCUUGUCUCAUCUGGAAGACAAAGUCCCAAGCGGACAUUUUAACUGAGGGACUGCCAUGCACACUCCCACAGAGGUGGGGUGGGGGCGACUCUGAAAUGUUAGUGUCAUAGUCUGGGAUUUUUGUUUUCUCCAUUAAUGGACCCCUGACACCAGGAAUGGGCAUGACAUCAGCACUUCUCAGUCAAUACUGCUCCGUGGAGGAAUGGGAUGGGGGAAAUUGGGAGGGGUUAGGCAGGGAGAGGGCUGUGGGGUUUGGCCCUCGUUCUGCCACUAGGCUUGGCCCAGCCCCUUCCCUGCUUGGGCUUUUCUGAGGCAGUUUCACUCUUGUUGCCCACUCUGGAGUGCAGUGGUGCAAUCUCGGCUCACUGCAACAUCUGCCUCCCCGGUUCAAGCGAUUUUCCUGUCUCAGCCUCCCGAAUAGCUGGGAUUACAGGCGCCCACCACCACGCCCAGCUGAUUUUUUGUAUUUUUAGUAGAGACGGGGUUUCACCAUGUUGGCCAGGCGGGUCUCGAACUCCUGACCUCAGGUGAUCCACCCGCCUCCGCCCAAAGUGCUGGGAUUACAGGCCUCAGCCACCGCACCUGGCCACUGAGUCUUGGUUUUCUGAGGCUAGUUCUACAUCCUAGGAUCAUGUCCCCCGCCCAGAGAAGACUCCAACAUAGGCCGCGCUGCUCCUUCCGUCUACCGGCUUGGAGCUUCUCCUGGCAACAGGGUUCAGGCUGCUAACAAGGCCUUCCUCAAGACCCCACCCAUAACCAACGACCAUACUUCGUAGGUCCAUCUUUCCAUCAUCUUUACUUCCUUGGAGCAAAUUUCCAGGAAUGGGUUUUCGGGGUCCAAGGGUAUGCACCUCUAGCACUACGAUAAAAGCGGCCAAAACUGCUUCAGGGAAACGGUGCCCCAGUUUGCAUUCUGCUUCCCCUGCCCUGCCCUGGGGGUCUGACUGGUGAAACAUGGGAUGGCAGAGUGGUCGGGUGUUUCUGACUCCACGGUGGGCCGGGGUCUUUUCCUACCCUCGGGAACCGUCUGAAUUUCUCCUCUGCCGAGUUCCUGCGGGUGUCCUUCGCCCACUGGCCCGGGGGAGUGAGUAGCAGGCACCAGGUGAGCAGGCCUCUGUUCGCAGCGGCUACGUGCACGGGCAGGAGCACCGCCCCACGCCCCAGGUGGCCGCAGGGUGAGGGGACCAAGGGGCGGGAGGCGCACUAUGGGGGGCACGCCCGUAUCUCUAGCCCGGCCGGCAGCGGGCAGCGAGGCUCAGUACUCGCCCCUUCUCCCAGCUGCUAUUCGGGGAUCCCGAGGCGCUCACAGGGGUCGACUGCGUCCGUGGGGGCACAACCCAGGGACUAGGCUAAGACGCCACACAGGGCAACCACCCUCAACAACCACCACCCUCAACAACAACCAUCCCCGACGACGCCCCGCGCCCCAGGGCCACAGAGUAGAUCCGAGAACCUCCCCGCCGGAAGCGGAAGUGCGUCACGGCGUCGGCCGGCAAGAACGCACCGCGCAGACUCGCUGUGGGGACGUGACCCGGAAGCGCUCGCCGAGGCCCCUCCUUGCCCGCCGAUAUCUCUGCCGGGUGACUGGCCGCUUCCUUUCUCUCUCGCGCGCGGUGUGGUGGCAGCAGGCGCAGCCCAGCCUCGAAAUGCAGAACGACGCCGGCGAGUUCGUGGACCUGUACGUGCCGCGGAAAUGCUCCGCUAGCAAUCGCAUCAUCGGUGCCAAGGACCACGCAUCCAUCCAGAUGAACGUGGCCGAGGUUGACAAGGUCACAGGCAGGUUUAAUGGCCAGUUUAAAACUUACGCUAUCUGCGGGGCCAUUCGUAGGAUGGGUGAGUCAGAUGAUUCCAUUCUCCGAUUGGCCAAGGCCGACGGCAUCGUCUCAAAGAACUUUUGACUGGAGAGAAUCAUGGAUGUGGAAUAUUUGUCAUAAAUAAAUAAUGAAAACCUA